UAGAACUCGAUAUAACCAUCCUUGAACUCCAGUCCUUAAACAGAAUAAAUGAACCGAUCGAAAAUAUUACGGAGAAAGAAACUACAGAUGGAGACGAAGAUCACGCAGCUAAGAGAUUGCAGAAGAAGAAAAGCUACAGCAAGACCAUAAAUAAAUGUCCCCAGGAAGCUGACGGAACUUGA
Molecule: messenger RNA, 182 nt
Organism: Acaulospora colombiana
Lineage: Eukaryota; Fungi; Glomeromycota; Glomeromycetes; Diversisporales; Acaulosporaceae
Source: the annotation of a GenBank genome assembly